Molecule: messenger RNA, 717 nt
Organism: Fusarium poae
Lineage: Eukaryota; Fungi; Ascomycota; Sordariomycetes; Hypocreales; Nectriaceae
Gene: CWC15
Product: complexed with cef1p
Exons: 4
Coding region: 1-717 (238 amino acids)
Biological process (GO): mRNA cis splicing, via spliceosome
Cellular component (GO): catalytic step 2 spliceosome
Molecular function (GO): RNA binding
Source: RefSeq, a predicted model, not a curated record
AUGACUACCGCUCACAGACCUACGUUUGAUCCGGCUCGUGGCAAAGAAGCCCUCCGAGGCCCAGCCUACCAUCAACGUCUUCUACCAGCCCAUACUCAACUGAAGUAUCGUCAGGCUGGUCAAGGUGGUGAUGCCGACGAAAAUCCUACUCGUGACCUCGCUGCCGAGCUUCUCGCCGCUGAAGCCGCCCAUUUCACCAAGAAGAACGGCGCCCCUGCUCUGAUUGACGAUGCCGACGAGGACGACGAGACCAGCGUUUCUGGUGGUGCCAAACGAGCGCUUUCAACCACUGAUGGAGAGGGGGAGGAUCUAGAAGCGAAAAGACGACGGAUAUUAGCAGAGACAAGAGAUAUUGAUGCCGAUGAUGACAGUGAGGAGGACGAGGAGGACAGCGACGACGACGACGAUAGCGAUGAUGACUCUGAUGCGGAACUGCAAAGAGAACUUGAUCGUGUGCGAAAAGAGCGAGAGGAAAGGAAGAAGAAAGAGGAGGCAGAGCGACUCAAAGAAGAACAAGAUGCUCGAGAACGAAACAUUGCUCUCGGAAAUCCUCUCCUGAACAAGCAAGAUUUCAACAUGAAGCGCCGCUGGGACGACGAUGUGGUCUUCAAGAACCAAGCUCGUGGCACAGAGGACAAGGGCAAAAAGAAGGAGUUCGUAAACGAUCUCCUCCGUUCCGACUUCCACAGACGCUUCAUGAGCAAGUACGUUAGAUAA